CAAUCAAAGAAAUAAAUAAAGAAAGACUCCACCCACCCCCUCCUUCCUUCCUCUCUCCAAUCAUUCGCCUCUCUCUCUUCCUUCUUUUAUAUUUGUUUAGAUUCUUGGAUUGUUAGCGGAUUCGAUCGAAUUCGAACCCACCCUCGAUCUCUCUCUUCUUUAUAUUUUCAGUAAACCACCUUUUUUUUUUCUCUUUUCUGAUCUUAUAGUUUUUAUUCAAGGAACAGCGAAACGAAAUUUAGGGAAGACGGCAAAGAAUGUCGACGGAACAGAAAGAACAAGAACCUAACCCGAAGGGUAACGAUAGGGAUAAUUCAAACGGUGAAAGUGAACAUGAAGAAAAACAACAACAAGAAGAAGAAGAACAGGCUCCAUGUCAGUCGUCGACAAGAACUCCUUUCACUAAUCUCAGUCAGGUCGAUGCUGACCUGGCUCUUGCUCGAACCCUCCAAGAACAGGAAAGGGCAUAUAUGAUGCUUAUGAUGAACAAUGAUGGGAGUGAUUAUGGAAGUUGGGAGGCUGGAAGCUAUUUACAUGAUGAUGAUGAUUUCGGGGAUCCCCAUGAUCAUGAUGAUACUGAUGGCGAUGAUGAUGAUGAUGAUGGGGAGGAGGAGGAGGAGGAGGAUCAGGGGGAAUAUGAUGGCACUGAUGCUGAUAAUGAUGUGGAUGCCUUUGAUGUGCAUGCUCAUACUGAGAAUGGGGAGGAGGAUAACAACCCUGGUGUUGAAUACGACCCAGCUGUUUUUUCCAGUGAUGAGGCGUAUGCUAGAGCGCUUCAGGAUGCCGAAGAAAGAGAAAUGGCUGCUAGAUUGUUCGCCUUAGCUGGGAUUGAUGAUAGAGGAAUUGUUACCUUAGAGGAUCAUGGCGGUAACUCUCAGGAUACAUGGGAGGAAGUUGAUCCUGAUGAGCUUUCAUAUGAGGAACUCCUUGCACUCAGUGAAGUAGUUGGAACUGAGAGCAGAGGGCUUUCAGCUGAUUCACUUGCCUCCUUGCCUUCAGUAACAUACAAGGCAGGAAGCAGUCAGAGUGGCAGCAAUGAUUCGUGUGUCAUAUGCCGUGUAGACUAUGAGGAUGGGGACUCCUUGACAGUGCUUUCUUGCAAGCAUUCAUAUCAUCGUGAGUGCAUAAAUAAUUGGUUGAAAAUAAACAAGGUCUGUCCUGUUUGCAGUGCUGAGGUCUCUACCUCGGGGCAGAGCUAGUAUUUUUGGACAAUCCUCUUCCUCAAGCCUUAAGCCACCUGCUUGUUUUAAUACGCAGAAUGUACCAUCUCUUUAUGGGGGAAAAUACUUUUAUCAACAAAUCUUCCUCUCUAUCCAUUCUGUGCUGUAACCCCUUUGGAAUCUGUUUACUGUCUCUCUUAUGGCCACGAGCCGUGCUUUUUAGACAAGUGACCAUCUUACUCACCAAUCUCUGUUUAUUUUUCUCUUAAUAUACCAAAUGCCUAGCCAUUGAAGAUCUUCAAUUUUAAUACAAAGAAACUGAAAUUGCAUCUGCAUCUGCGUCUGUA
This is a messenger RNA of Durio zibethinus, 1507 nucleotides long. Its product is annotated as E3 ubiquitin ligase BIG BROTHER-related-like. Lineage: Eukaryota; Viridiplantae; Streptophyta; Magnoliopsida; Malvales; Malvaceae. The record is from RefSeq and is a predicted model, not a curated record.